Messenger RNA from Protopolystoma xenopodis, 618 nucleotides. NCBI's taxonomy places the organism in Eukaryota, Metazoa, Platyhelminthes, Monogenea, Polystomatidea, Polystomatidae. The record is from the annotation of a GenBank genome assembly.
UGUCCUCCUCCGAAGAAGCGCACUCGCUGUCUGGAACAGGGUGCCGGCCGAUUCGCCCUCGAGCACCAACUGGUGCAAUGGGUCGUGUCUAAGAGCGCCCCAGUCUGCCAGCGUCAGGAGAUUCGCACCGAUCUGACUCCGAUCAACUGCCCACCAGAAGCACGUAUCGUUCUGCCGACAACCGAGGCUCAAGUCUCUCAGCUCUUGUCUGAGCGGCAUGCGGUGGUGCGCAGUGAGCUGACAAUCCGACACACGUCGCAGGGUUGUCGGUGUCUGAAGCAGGCGCCAGUGCUGAUGUAUCACGUCAUCAAAUGUCAAUCGCCCCAAACCCGUCGCUACUGUGACAGCUCCAAGCAAGUCCUUCGUAUUGUCAAGACCACUUUUAGCCCCGCCGCUGAUCGGUCCCGGUGCCUUCCACGCCGGCGCGAGUACACAUUCAGACCCAGCUGUCUGCUUGGCAGUCCCGUAAUGACGGGUCGUACUGAAUGUGACCUGAAGACGGGACAAUACUUCCGGCUGUUUUCUGAACAGCACUUGUCAGAAUGCAAGUGUGUCACCAGAAAGUGGCGUAAACCGGCUCGCUGUCUUUGUCCCAAGGAGACGGUGACUAAAAAGUGA